AUGGAAAAAUCGGUUGCGAAGGCAUUGUGUUUGUUGGAAACAAUUUUUCCUCAAAGUUGGUGUGAUUCGAUGGAACACUUGGUUGCGCAUUUGGCGGGAGAAAUAAGACUUGCCGGACCUGCUUACUGGCAUUGGAUGUAUCCAAUUGAGCGUUUAUUGGGGAAACUAAAACAAAAGGUCGGUAAGAAAGCAAGAGUUGAGGGUUCGAUUGCCGAACGAUAUAUGGAGGAGGGGAUUGUCAAUAUUUGUUCUUUUUACUUUGCAUCUGACUCGAUUCACAAUAAAUUAAGUCGUAACGAAGUUUUGUUUGAUGUACAAAAGACCGAUAAAUUAGAAAUUUUUAAAUAUCCAUGUGAAUCUCUUGGAAAAGAACGAAGUCGAUAUUUGAAUGAUGAUGAGCAAUUAUUAGUUGAUGAAUAUGUUCUUCUAAACUCUCCUGAAGUUCAACCUUAUCUAAGGAGGUACCAAGAUCGAGUUAUGAGACAACGUCCUCAGACAACGCCUCAACAAUUAGAUCAUAUUGUGAAAACUCGAUUCAAAGAUUGGUUUAAGAAAAAGGUUGAGAAACACGAGAUAGACGGACCUCGUUUCAUGGACUUGCUAGAAAGACCGGCAUUAAAGGACGCUUUUCAAGAAGAUAGAUUUAAUGCCGCUAGCUCAUUUUCACUAUUUGUUGAUUUUGCACAAUAUGGACAAAUACCAUUUAUUCUGCAUGAAAAUCAAGAUGAUGAUUAUGAAGAAGACGAAUUGCGAGAUGAUGAAAAUCAAGAUGAUGAUGAUGUUGAGCACAAUGAAGAAGAGGAAGAUGAUAAUGAAGAUGAUGAUGAAGAUAAUGAUGAUGAUCAUGAAGAUGAUGAUGAAGAUGAUGACGGUUUUGAUAACUUUCAAUGA
This is a messenger RNA of Daucus carota subsp. sativus, 891 nucleotides long. RefSeq lists its product as uncharacterized. Lineage: Eukaryota; Viridiplantae; Streptophyta; Magnoliopsida; Apiales; Apiaceae. The record is from RefSeq and is a predicted model, not a curated record. The transcript has 3 exons. Bases 1 to 891 code for a protein of 296 amino acids.